Molecule: messenger RNA, 1160 nt
Organism: Clupea harengus (Atlantic herring)
Lineage: Eukaryota; Metazoa; Chordata; Actinopteri; Clupeiformes; Clupeidae
Gene: macf1b
Exons: 2
Coding region: 211-942 (243 amino acids)
Biological process (GO): intermediate filament cytoskeleton organization; wound healing
Cellular component (GO): cytoplasm; intermediate filament; membrane
Molecular function (GO): microtubule binding; structural molecule activity; calcium ion binding
Source: RefSeq, a predicted model, not a curated record
GCGUGCCCUCAUAUAGAUUACUCGAUGGUUCUGCAGAACGGUCGAUGCGAGUAACUCUCCAUCAUCGUCGUCUUAAUUUGAUUCAGCAGAGGACCCUGUCUGUAGGCAUGCGCUAUAAAUCAAUGGCUGGGCAGCAGAUGCAUUGCUUGCAUGCAUGGCCCAGGGCCCUCCCCUAGCUUCUCACCUUGCUAGCCCGUGGGCUAAAGGAUCAUGGGUAACCUCGUCAGCAGGCCCAGUUGUCUGGGCAACAAAUCCAAGCACGUGCGCACGGACGAGGAAUACCUAAAGGAGUGCUACCAGCGGCGGCGCGAGUGGCCUCUGCCUGAACCGUGCGAGGAGGGGAAGAAGCCGGAGGAUGUGGCGCCCAGCGCGACCCCGGAAAAGCCCCGGAGCUCCCCGGCACCGACGGUCACCACCACCAGCACUCUGGACAAUGCCUGGCGCAGCACGCCCUCGCCGGUCAAAACCCCCCGCAACGGGUCACUGCCCAGCAGGACUAACCCCCCGGAGUUCAGGCACUCCCCACUGGGGCAUUACGCCGGGGGGACCCUGGAAAGGCAGUCCCCGCUGGGACAUUACGACAAGGGGACUCUAGAGAAGAGAGCCAGCCUCCAGAGGAGGGACUCUGGGAGCCCCUGGUCAUGGAAAACGCCGAACAGACCGCAAGUCACCGAGGUGACGGAGGUGACGGAGACUGUUGUGACGGAGAUUGUGGAGGUGACGGAGUAUCCACCUGCAGGGAAGGGAGGUGACCCCAUUGUCACCAGGACUGUGAGGGUCCUCACUGGAGCAGCUGAGGAACUAGCAGAGGUCAAUACAACAUCAACAGUCAGAGCACUCUCUGGGCUUAUUGGCGUAACGGCUUUUCCCAUUACCAUUUGCCAUCCUCAAAACAACCAGUUGCAUCUUUCAAAUUUAAUCUUCCAUGAGCUUUAUUCAUAAUAUUUACAUCAUGCUGUUUUGUGACCUACAGCCUACAGCCAUUCCUAGUUGAUUUAAAAAAUGUUGACUGCUAUCAUAGCGUAACUGGCAUGAUAAAGUAUUGUUUCCUGGAUGCAUGUUUUCUGCAGGUGUUUUGAUUUAGCAAAGAAGGGAUCAAACACUACCUACAAGUUUUCAAGCCAAGGGUUAGGUCUUUCCAUAUUCCCUCAUCUUGAUAG